Populus euphratica (Euphrates poplar) is the source of this 3988-nucleotide messenger RNA. RefSeq lists its product as uncharacterized. Lineage: Eukaryota; Viridiplantae; Streptophyta; Magnoliopsida; Malpighiales; Salicaceae. The record is from RefSeq and is a predicted model, not a curated record. Gene Ontology annotation, biological process: regulation of defense response to fungus. The transcript has 3 exons. Bases 365 to 3712 code for a protein of 1115 amino acids.
UUCCCAUUUUUAUUUUUUUUCUUGGACAAUUAUUAUAUGCUGCUUCAACUGCUACUCACAUAUGCUGUGUGCUUUCUCCUACGUUGAUUCAUAUUUUGAGCCCCUCUUUUUGUAUUCUCUCUUGAGUUCUUUGGAUCUUACUCGUAAUUAAAGGGUUGGUGGGUCUUUCUUAGUGCAUCUGAUCUAAGCUGGUGCUCGUUUCUUUAUGAGUUCGUUCAGUUUCUACGUUUAUCCCUUCAUUGGAUUUUAGAUUCUGAAGUCUUACAGCAAGUUAACAAUUCAAUAUAGUCAUUGGUAUUUGCAACACCAAAGAUUAGGAGUGGAAGCCCAACCUGGGAUAACUUACAAUCAUAUUUGGAGGAACAUGAACGGUGAAUCAGCUGCUAAGAUUCGGUUUGUCAGAUGUCCUAAAUGCUGGCAGCUUCUUGCGGAGCCACAAGAUAUUCCAGUCUACGAAUGUGGUGGCUGUGGCACACAUCUUCGAGUGAAAAUUCGAAAAAGUAACCCUGAAGUUGCAACUUCUGGCCUGCAUGAAACAGAUGCUGCUCAGAAAAAUAGAUCAGAUCAUAUUUCUGAAGCUAAGGAAUCCAGCAGCUCAAAUCAUGAAGAAAAUUUUCUUUCCCCUGGGGAAUGUUCUUCAGACCAACUCAAUGGGAGGGCUGCAUCUGGCGAUUGUGAUCUUGAUUAUCUCAGUGGUGCAAACUUACCAGAAGAACUGCAAAGGAGUGGAAGUGAUCGAAAUGGUUCUGAAGAUUUUGAUAGUAAGCAACCUGGAGGUGUGAACUCAUCACACAACCAAAAGAAUGAGAUUGAUAAAAAUGAUCCAGGGGACUCUGAUAAUGAGCAUGUUGUAGGUGUAGGCUCAUCCAAUGAACACCAACAGAAUGGGAGUGGUCAAAAUGAGACUGAGGAUUGUGUUGAUUUGAAUGUAAUAGGCACAAGCUUGUCAAGUGAUGAUCAGGAAAGGGGAAAUGAUUCAAAUGAAUCUCCAGAGUGCCAUCAUGAACAGCCUGAAAUUUUCAAUGAAGUUCAAAUCCAACAAAUUGAGUCUGGGGAUUGCAAUGAUGAGCAUGUUGGAGGUAUGGGGGGCAUAUCAACUGAAGCACAAAAUGACUGGAGUGAUCGAAAUGAUUCUUCUGAUUGCAAUGUUGAACAGGCUGGGUUUUCCUAUAAAGUGUGUUCGCCUACCAAACUUGAUGAAGAGCUGUCCCCACUGGCAGCAGCAAAACCAAAAGCUGAAGUCAAUGAAAGUGGGAUUCAACAAAAUGACUCUGGAGCUUUCAGUGAUGAGCAACGUCGAAGUGUGAAUUUAUCAACAGAAGCAGAAGAUGACAGGAGUGAUCAAAAUGAUUCCUUGGAUUUCAGCAUUGAACAGGCUGGAAUUUCCUAUAAAGUUUGUUCUCCCACCAAACGUGCUCAUCUCAAGAACAAAGAGCCAUCCCCACUAGCAGGAGCAAAGUCAGAAGUUGAAGUGAGUGAUGAAAGCUCACCAUUACCAGUCACAAAAGCAGAAUUAGAUGCUCACAGUGAUAGUGAUGGAACUUCCAACGAUGUUGGUUCUCCCACCAAACGUGCUCAUCUCAAGAACAAAGAGCCAUCCCCACUAGCAGGAGCAAAAAAAGAAGUUGAAGUGAGUGAUGAAAGCUCACCAUUAACAGUCACAAAAGCAGAAUUAGAUGCUCACAGUGAUAGUGAUGGAACUUCCAACGAUGAUUGUUCACUCACCAAACUUGCUCUUCUUGAGAAGAAAGAGUUGUCUUCAGUGGAAGGGGAAAAAUCAGAAGCUGGAGCCAGUAAUGAAAGCUCUCAAUUAGCAGGAGCAAAAGCAUUGCUAGAUGCUUCCAAAGAGAGUGGUUCUGAUUUCAUAAAAUCAAGUAUUGAGAAGACAGUUGACAAGGAGGGUGCUUCAGUUGUCACUGCUCAAAGGCCUGCAGGAGAAAGCAUUUCAUCAGACGUCUUUGUAACUUCGCCAAAUGAACAGCUAGAGAAGCUUCAUGAAACAGGUCGCCAUGAUUUUAACCGUGUACAGUGUGCAGAUACAUUCAAAACUAUGGAUUUGAUUGACCCCAGCUCUGAGUUAAGUGACAGUCUUAUCGACUUGUCUAAAUCCCCAGCCACCAGAAGCUCUCGGGCUUACUAUGAUGACAUUGUCUCUUCAUAUGAAGGAACAGAUGAUCAAUUACCUGAUCGACCCAAGCAUCCAUUUAGAAAUACUCAUAAGCAAGCAAAUCAUGCAGCUUCCAAUGAGAGACCCAGAAGCGAAAAGUUUGUGGCGAAUAGCAGUUUGGGAAUGCAGCAUCACUUGAAGAAUCAUGCAUCGAUUAUUUCUGAUAAUAAUCACCGUGCCUUGAAAUCCAGCAAGCUAAAUCUUGAUGAAUUGGCAGAGCACACAAGGGUUGCCCAUCCAGCUAGAAACUGGAGAAGACUGGAGAAGGAUAAAUAUCCAUCUCAGGCUCCUUUCUAUCAGAGAGAGUUCUUGGCUGGCUAUGAUAAUGGGAGCCCUUCCAAUCAAAACAACAAUGAAUCCCGUUCCAAUCUGUACUUUCAUUCACGCGAAAAGGCUGCAUACACUGAACAGGAGAAGAUGAAACUGUUGGAAAUGAUUUAUGAAUUGCAGGAUCAAGUUAACGUUCUGAAUGGAAAGGAAAAAGGGAGGGUUGCUUCAGGGGUCACUUGGAAGGACCAUAAUCCCAGUUACAAUGAUCAUCUGGAGCAGGUAAUUUUCGAUGACUUGGACUAUCUGAGUUAUCCUGGAAGAUUCAGAGGGGGAAGCAACUGGCAUCAACAGAGUAAAUACUCCCAAAUGCCUUUCUCAGCAGAGGUAGCAAGCAAUCGAAACCAAGUUGAUCACUUGUGUUGCUGUCCCCAAGACUGGUGCUUGGCACAACCACCUCCACCUAACCUUCAUCAUAAUAGAGUGUUUUGCAAGGCCCAAGAUCGUGUUGAAUUUUACCAUUCCUAUGGUUCUUGUCCCACAACUCCACAACGGCAUGCUGACUCUGAGUUUUCCAUAUAUAGGCGUGAAACACUUUCUGAUGAACACAGGCGUAGGGAUCAGGAGGUAAAGAAGUAUGUGAAGAAGAAACAUCACUUGGCUAAGCGGCACCUUCUGCCCCUGGCAGGUGGAGCCCCUUUCAUAACAUGUUUUUUUUGCUUCAAACAGCUUCAGCUACCUGCAGAUUUUCUUCUUUCUAAAAGGAAGUACCACCGGCUAAGAUGUGGUGUCUGUUUGGAAGUACUUAGAUUUUCACUUAUAAGCAGGACUCAUCUAGUUCCAUAUACACCGACUGCUGAUGCACCUCCACCAAGUGAGGUUGAUGAGCAUAGCGGUGGUCUUCAUAUGAGAAUUUCGGCUUCAUCUUCACAUGCCAGCAAUUGUCCCAACGUGGAUCCUGUGUCAUGUUCUGAAGAUUAUGGACUUCCAUUCUGUAAAAGCGGUUCCACUGAUGGGGAUCCUGUCCAGACAUCAUUACGUUCAGCUGAAAGCAGCCUGAAUGAGCGUCGGAAGAAUCCCAAGGAAAAGCAUGAAUUAUCUGGACCUUCUUCUAGAAUGUCCAAAACAAAGAAGGUAUCUUCAGAAAUUGAGGAGCUGCCAAGGAAAGGAGGAGGAGGUUCCCCACUUCACCGACUCAUGGGUUAUUCCUCACCAAGUCGACUGAUAUAUGUUGAUGAACCAUCUUGUUCAAGUUGGUACUAUACAGCAGAAGACUAAGAGAGCAACUCACGACAUAUUUAUCAUGAAGCACGGGCUUGUAUAGAUACAUAUAGAUUGUACUUUGAUUAUUUUGUUGAUUAUAGUACAGGAAAUAGGACUCGCCUCAUUGCUUUGGAAUCAGUAGUAUAUAUAACAGAAGUAGAAACACAAGUUUUGAAUUCCAAGUAUAGGUUCUCAGAAGAGAAGAUUCCAGUAAUUAUUUGUUUAUUUUUGUAUUAUAAAACUGAUCCUGUAUAACGAAGUUUUUGGAUUUCAUGUAUAUUAUUCAGAGAA